UUCUAAAGCAGAUUUCUUUAUUAAAUGAUCAGUGUUACUAUUACAAGAUUUUUGAAAUAACAAUUUGAAAUUAUAUGUUGAUAAUAACAACUUUUGCCGCAUCAUACUAAUUCUUUCUUACUUAUCGUUUGUUUUUGUCAGAAAUAUAGAAUUUACAUAUUGAAAAGUUAAUUUACGGUUAGGUUAUUGAACAUGUUUUGAAAAUAAUUUAACAUUCCGGAGUUGAUUUAUUUUUAAUAAAUAUUUUAUAUUUCACGGUAUUACUUAAGAAUUGUUAUUAAGUUUUCAUUUUUAUAAUUUAGUUACGGCUGCGUAUUAUCAGCAUCUUGUACGCAAAAUUGUACCAGCUGUGAUAAAAAAUAUUGCGAUACAUAACAAAUAUACAAAACAUAGAUUCUGUAUUUUUUUAAAAUUUCCUUAUACGUAAAAGUGUUUUAUACAUUGUACGGAUUAUGUAGAUAUAUUGAACUUUAUUAUAACAAAAAUAUUAUAACAUUACAUUUUGAUAUGUUGAUUAAGAUAGCAUUAGUACUUUGUAAGUAUCUUCUCUUCUAUGUUUUUCUUACGUCAUUUUCUAGUAUCUGACAACAAAAUUCUAUUUUUAUGAAUAAUUAUGUACAUUAAGGAAAUGUGUUAAUGCCAUUUCAUAACAAUAGUAUUUUACUGUCACAAAAAUACGUUUUAAAAAAUUAUUUAACUGUAAAUUUUUAAUGGUUUCAUAUGAAACCAAAAAAAUGUAAAAACAUGUAUCGAUCGGAGGUUUAUCUAGCAAUCUUUUACGUAUACAAUUAUUAAAGUUUGAAGCAGAAUGAUUGUAUGCCCAACAUAUUGAAAGUGUUGUUCAUAAAAGACACAGUUCCUCUAAUCUCAAGAAUAUAGAGUUAAUAUCUAUUACUAUUCACAAGAAAAUUUGAGAUAUGGCUCAGACAGCUUCCUUAGUGUCACGCAUAGUGGCAUCCUCUAUAUGUGCUACUGUGAGAGCAGGUAAAAUUAUAAGAGACGUUAUGAGUCAUGGAGGUUUAAAUAUAAUAGAAAAGGGCAAGAAUGAUUUACAAACUGAAGCUGACCGUUGUGCUCAAAGGUGUAUUAUUGCUUCAUUAAGUUUUCAAUUUCCAAACAUUACUAUUAUUGGUGAAGAAGAAUCAACAAAUUAUGAUGUCCCAUCUGAUUGGAUUGUGACAGAGGCAGAGCAAGAAGUAUUACAAUUAAAAUUACCAGCACACCUGGAAAAUGUUGAUCCUAAAGAUAUAUGUGUUUGGGUAGAUCCAUUGGAUGGAACAUCUGAAUAUACACAAGGACUUGUAGAACAUGUUACAGUUUUAAUAGGAGUAGCAAUCGGAGAAAGAGCAAUUGGAGGUGUAAUACAUCAACCAUAUUAUAAAAGUACUAAUAGUGAUGUAUUGGGGCGAACAAUUUGGGGUAUUAAUGGUGUAGGUUUUGGGGGAUUCUUACCAAUUGCAGUCCCAGAUGGAAAAAGAAUAAUUACUACUACGCGUUCACAUUCAGAUAGUAACGUUCAAGCAGCUAUAAAUGCUUUAUGUCCCGAUGAAGUGUUACGUGUUGGUGGCGCAGGAUAUAAGGUAAUACUUUUGUUGGAAGGAAAAGCUCAUGCUUAUGUAUUUGCUAGUAAAGGCUGCAAAAGGUGGGAUACUUGUGCACCUGAGGCUGUUCUUUGUGCUGUUGGUGGUACUCUAACUGACUUUUAUGGAGAAUUUUAUUCAUAUAAUGCAACAACAUCAUUUCCAAAUGCAAGGGGUAUAUUAGCUACUGCUCCUGGUGAAACGCAUCAGUGGUAUUUAAAUCAAAUACCAGACGAAGUAAAACAAAAAUUGAAACAAUAACGCAUAUUAUCUGUUUCCCUGUGUAAAAAAUUUAGUCUGUACAUUUAUGCAUUUGUAUGCAAUACAAAGUACUUUAAAUAUAGGAAUAGAGUAAGAAACUUUUGGUAUUACAUUUUAAGGCAUUUGAAGGUCUGUAUUAUUAAAAAAAAUUAAAUAGUGUUGGUUAAUGGUUUCAAAUAAAUAUAAAAAUAAAACAAUUGUAGAGUUAAAACUUAUAAUGUUUCUUCUUAGUAUCAGAACUCUACAAUUUUGAUUUGAACGUAUCGCGCAAAACUCGAUGCAGUAUUUUCCCUGAUGCAGUUUUGGGAAUACUGUCCACGAAUUUGACACCACCUCGAAGUCGUUUGUGACUUGAUACACGUUCUGUAACAGUUUUCGUUGGUAAAGAAUA
Molecule: messenger RNA, 2232 nt
Organism: Nomia melanderi (Alkali bee)
Lineage: Eukaryota; Metazoa; Arthropoda; Insecta; Hymenoptera; Halictidae
Source: RefSeq, a predicted model, not a curated record